Perca fluviatilis (European perch) is the source of this 1925-nucleotide messenger RNA. It is a transcript of the gene syt5b, whose product is annotated as synaptotagmin Vb. The transcript is spliced from 9 exons. Lineage: Eukaryota; Metazoa; Chordata; Actinopteri; Perciformes; Percidae. Gene Ontology annotation, cellular component: axon; dense core granule; synaptic vesicle membrane. Bases 192 to 1487 code for a protein of 431 amino acids. The record is from RefSeq and is a predicted model, not a curated record. Gene Ontology annotation, molecular function: calcium-dependent phospholipid binding; calcium ion binding; syntaxin binding. Gene Ontology annotation, biological process: regulation of dopamine secretion; synaptic vesicle endocytosis; cellular response to calcium ion.
GUGCUGUAGCUUUGAUAGAAAGGGUUGCAGGCAGCCUGCCAGUCAGUCCGCAGCAUACCGAAGGAACCAUGGGUGUGUAAGGGCUUCAACGGGCCAAAGGGGAAGGAGCAAGAAAUACACUUUGAACUAAAAGUUGCUCCAAAAGCUCUGUCAGCAUACAGGGAAUUAAAGGAAACCUAUCAACAGCUGACAUGAGGUUGGCCAGUGUUGGGGUCCGGGCCCGGAGGGCUGCAGAACCGUCCGAACCCGAGCCAGAGGAAGCAACGGAGCCAGUUCACCAUGAGCACUCGCAUACAGAACACCACGAGCACUCGCAUACAGAACACCACGAGCACUCGCAUACAGAACAUCACCCCGGCCAUGACUAUAACCACAUGAAGGACAAGUUCAUGAAUGAACUUGGUCAUCUGCCAAUUCCUGUGUGGGCAGUAGCAGCCAUUGUUUUGGUGGUUCUGGUUUUGGUGGCAUGCCUCAUCUUCUGUCUUUUCAAGAAAUGCUGCGGGAAAAAGAAAAAGCCAAAGAAAGUGAGGGAGAGGAAGACGGGUCGCCGCAAAAAGGAAAAGGAAGGUGAAGGAGAGGCUGGAGAGAAGGAUGGGGAGGUGAAGAAGGAAGGAGAGGAAGAGGAGAAAGAACAGGAAAAGUUGGGUAAACUGGAGUUCUCGUUGGACUACAACUUCACAGAUGCCCAGCUUAUAGUGGGCAUCCUUCAGGCUCAGGACCUUGCUGCUAUGGACAUGGGGGGGACCUCGGACCCUUAUGUUAAAGUCUUUUUGUUGCCAGACAAAAAGAAGAAGUACGAGACCAAAGUUCAACGCAAGAAUUUAUGCCCCGUUUUCAACGAGACUUUUAUCUUCAAGAUCCCGUAUGCAGAGUUGGGCGGAAAGACUUUGGUGCUGCAGGUUUUUGACUUUGAUCGUUUCUCCAAGCAUGAUAUGAUCGGUGAGAUAAAGAUUCCCAUGAACAGCGUUGAUUUGGGCCAGCCAUUGCAACAGUGGAGAGACGUGGAGAGUGGUGAGAAGGAAGAGCAAGAAAAAUUGGGUGAUAUUUGCGUUUCUUUACGGUAUGUACCCACUGCUGGAAAACUGACAGUGAACAUCAUGGAGGCAAAGAAUCUGAAGAAAAUGGAUGUUGGUGGCUUAUCAGAUCCGUAUGUGAAGAUUGUUCUGCAGCAAAAUGGUAAACGGAUUAAGAAGAAAAAGACGACAGUCAAGAAAAACACGCUCAAUCCUUACUUUAAUGAGAGUUUCAGCUUUGAUGUCCCCUUUGAGCAGAUACAGAAAGUGCAGGUCGUCCUCACAGUGUUUGACUAUGAUAAACUUGGGAGCAAUGACCCCAUUGGAAAAACCUUUAUGGGUUAUGGAGCUACAGGAGUUGGCCUGCGCCACUGGUCAGAAAUGCUUGCCAAUCCCAGACGUCCAGUAGCCCAGUGGCACACUCUCCUGCCAGAAGAAGAAGUCGAUGCAGCAGUCAAAGCAAAACCUCGUUAGAGUCACACCUUGUUUUAGUUUGACAUACUGCUGAUAUCUUAUACGAUACUUAUUGUUAAUCCUGAUGUUUGGUCAUUUUGCAUAUUCUGUUUUCCAUUUUGUAUCUUUUAAGGUACUUUAGUAAGUCUAGUGUGUGUGUUCAAUUUGUGUUAUAUUUGUUUACUUGGAACACUUGGAAAUCACUUAUCUGUAAAUGUGCGUCUUUUGUGUAUGCUAGUUUAGUAAAAUUUGAAUGCAUAAAGAGAGGAUUUCAGAGUUACACUGUUCUGAAAAGGUACUCUGGAGACAUGGUGGUAGAGCUUCUACUUCUCAUGGCAUGUACACUGGGCCUUUUUGCUCUUUUUGUUGUCAUGUGGUGCAACAGAUUCCUGAAAACUGCUUGUUUUAAUGCUCUGGAUUUUUUCGAAUGACAAUAAACCCACAAUGGUUUCACAUCAA